AUGAAACUUUUGUUUUUUAUCUAUAAUUUUAUAUAUUUAAUGAAUACCUAUAAUUAUGAAUGUUAUUUAAUUUCAAAAAAAAAUUCAACUUACGUAAAUAAAAUAAAUAUUAAAAUACUUGGAAGUGUAUAUCCAGAAUCAUUUCUUACACAUUCUAAAAAUAUCAUCUAUAAUUCUUUGAAGAUAACAAGAAAAAAAAAAAAUCGUAAAUCUAUGCAAAUAUAUUUAAUAAAUAAAUCAAAAUUGAAAAAACAAAAUGCAGUAUUAAAAAAUAAAAGUUUUAAACAUGGUCAUUUUUUAAAAAAAAAUAGGUGCACAAAUGAUAUGUCAGAGGAUAAAAUUAAUAAAUUUGACACAAAAAGAAAAGUUCAUAAAAAAAAGGAAGAAACGUAUAUACAAAAUAAUGAUAAAAAUGUAAGUUUAACAAAAAAAAAAAAAAAAAAAAAAAGAUCAAAAAAAGAAAAUAAAAAUCAAAAUGAGUGGCUGUUGAAUUAUAUAAAGAAAAAUAAAAUAAACAAAGAAGAAAACAUUCCAGAUGAUUUAAAAGAUGAACAUCAUGAUUUCCUAAAAUAUUUCAAGAUGCAAGAUAAUACACUAACUAGUGAACUAAAUCCAGAACAAAGUAAAGAAAUUAUAAAGAGUGAUUAUUUUAAAAACUUAAUGGCAGAACUGAAUUUAAAAGAAGAUGAAAUAUUAAGCAUGUUAAAAAGAAAUGAGAAAGAUGUUACUUAUUUAAUUAAUAAAAAUCUAUCCAUAGAAGAAAUAGAAAAAAAAGCAAAAAACGAAGAUGUACAAAAUGAAAAAUUAUUUGUCACUUUCAUGGACAAUAGGAGUUUGAAAGUGGGAAAUUUUGUUAAUUUUAAAAAAAUUGGAAGAAAAUAUAAAGACAUAAUUAGAGAAGUUAUAAAUUAUUUCUUAACUAAAAAAAAAGAUUAUAUUGAUAUGAUGAAGAAUAUAGAAAAUGCUAAUGAAAUCGACAAUUAUAUCAUUUUAUUAAAGGAAAAUGUUUUCUUUAAAGAUUUUAAUAAUGAAAUAUUAAAAGAAAUAGUUAAAAAGACUAUUAUAAUGGGAUAUUUAAAUCAAGUAUUUUCUAAUGAUAUUCAAAAUUUUGAAUGGAAUAAAAACAUAGAAAAAUGUAUUAUGUCAUCUAUAAAUAAUAAAUAUAAAGUAAAAGAAAUUAUAUAUUCUAAUAAUAGCAUAAAUAUAAAUAUAGAAGGUAUGAAAAAUAACGAUAUAGAUUCUGAUGAAUAUGAUGAAAUUGAAAAUUCUAUAAGAAGUUCUAUAGAAGAAUAUCAGAAAAUAAAUAAUUUAAAAAUUCUUUCAUAUUUUAAUAUUUUUAUCACUAUAAGUUAA
Molecule: messenger RNA, 1353 nt
Organism: Plasmodium gallinaceum
Lineage: Eukaryota; Apicomplexa; Aconoidasida; Haemosporida; Plasmodiidae
Product: conserved Plasmodium protein, unknown function
Exons: 1
Coding region: 1-1353 (450 amino acids)
Source: RefSeq, a predicted model, not a curated record